This is a messenger RNA of Melampsora larici-populina 98AG31, 606 nucleotides long. RefSeq lists its product as uncharacterized. The transcript has a single exon. The record is from RefSeq and is a predicted model, not a curated record. Lineage: Eukaryota; Fungi; Basidiomycota; Pucciniomycetes; Pucciniales; Melampsoraceae. The coding region runs from base 19 to 195 and encodes 58 amino acids.
GAAAGAGAUCAAAGCAAAAUGGGAAGAAUCAUAGAAGCCAAAACAAUAGGCAUCAAUCAAGCUGGAUUAGGUAGUAAAUCAUUGAUUGUGGGAGUCGAAAGUUUAAAUGAACAACAACAAUCUAGUAAUGGUGCUCAAAGUGAUUGGAGAGAAAAAGCUCGUGAAGCUAGUUGGAAAAGGUAUCAUGGUGUUUGAAACUUCAAACAGAAUGUUUUGUUUUGAUCACCAUAUGGGUUUUUUAUGCAUUUGAUUAUGUGAUUUUUUCAGGUUGAUUGGUUUUGCUGUUGAAUUACAUCACAGAGUUUGAAUUGGUAAGGUUUGAAUUGAAGUGUAGUGUAUUAUGAUUUUGGAGUGAGUGGUGUAUGAUUUGGAGGAUGAUUGUUAUGAAUUGUUGAUUUUUUUUGAAUUUGUGUAAAAUAUGUUUUGUUAAAGAAGUUCUUACUACUACCUACCUUAGGUCUUGAUUAUUUUUUGAUUGCUUUUUGAUUUUUUUCAUUAUUUUUAGUAGAUUCAGAAGGUUAUCAAAACUUUGUUGAAGAUUUGUUUUUUUGAGUUUGUUUUCAAACUGUCAAGUUCUUUAUUGUCAAGGUUAAAGGGACCUGUGAU